Molecule: messenger RNA, 836 nt
Organism: Alligator sinensis (Chinese alligator)
Lineage: Eukaryota; Metazoa; Chordata; Crocodylia; Alligatoridae
Product: anionic trypsin-1-like
Exons: 5
Coding region: 1-744 (247 amino acids)
Biological process (GO): proteolysis
Molecular function (GO): serine-type endopeptidase activity
Source: RefSeq, a predicted model, not a curated record
AUGGCGAUGUGGCUCGUGCUGUUGGUCCUGGGGGUAGCAGCCGCUGCCCCACAUGGCGCAGACAGGAUCGUUGGAGGCCAUGAGUGUGCCCCCCACUCCCAGCCCUGGCAGGUCUCCCUGAACUCUGGGUACCACUUCUGCGGCGGGUCCCUGAUCACAGACCAGUGGGUGGUGUCAGCCGCCCACUGCUGGUACAACCCCAAUGCCAUGCAGGUGAUCCUGGGUGACCACAACAUCCAAGUCUUCGAGCACACCGAGUACAUGAUGCGCAUCGAGACCAUCGUGUGGCACCCUGACUACAACUACCAGACCAUGGACCACGACAUCAUGCUCAUCAAGCUGGCCCACCCAGUGCAGUUUGAUGCCAAUGUGCAGGCCGUCGCCCUGCCCACAGCCUGUGCCGAGGGUGGUACCUUUUGCAUGGUGUCAGGCUGGGGCAACAUCCUCAGCGACGGAGUGUUCAACCCCUACAACCUGCAGUGUGCGGACGUGCCCCUUCUGAGCACACAGGAGUGCGAGAACGCCUACCCCGGGCAGAUCACCAGCACCAUGCUGUGCGCCGGGUUCCCAGAGGGUGGCAAGGAUGCCUGCCAGGGAGACUCUGGCGGCCCACUGGUCUGCCACGGGGAGCUGCAGGGCAUCGUGUCCUGGGGCGUCGGCUGCGCCCUGGCAGGCUACCCCGGCGUCUACACCAAGGUCUGCGCCCUGCUGCCCUGGAUCCAGGAGACCAUCGCCACCAACUAGGCAAGGAGGGAGCACCGCAGCAGCCAGGAAUGGGAAACAGCUGCCGAAGGGGGUGGGGACCACCUGGUGUCCGUGCGUGCUCACAGAACCAG